CAGAUUUUUUGAAUAAACGCAUCCGUAGGUUAGGUGUUCAGAACACUUCAUUCCCUCUGUUUGUAUCGCAACGUGUUCUGAUGAAGGAGAAAGAUCAUAUUGAGGGUUUCGCACCCGAGGUAGCCUGGGUGACCAAGGCUGGAAAUUCGGAAAUGGCAGAGCCCUGUGCUAUCCGCCCGACUAGUGAAACCGUCAUGUACCCUUAUUUCGCGAAGUGGAUUCGUAGUCACCGCGACUUGCCUCUGAAGAUCAACCAGUGGUGCAAUGUAGUUCGUUGGGAGUUCAAGAACCCACAGCCUUUCCUGCGCACACGCGAGUUCUUGUGGCAGGAAGGUCACACAGCCCAUGCCACCCAGGCGGAAGCCGAUGCGGAAGUACUGACCAUCCUCGAAUUCUAUAGGCAAACUUACGAGGAUCUGCUUGCAGUUCCCGUGACACCAGGAGUUAAAUCUGAGAAGGAAAAGUUCGCAGGUGCUCUAUACACCACAACAGUCGAAGCAUUCGUGCCUGGUAGUGGCCGCGCUAUUCAGGGUGGUACAUCGCAUUGUUUGGGCCAGAACUUCAGUAAGAUGUUCGACAUCACUUUUGAGAAUGAGAAUGCGGUGGAAGGAGCUAAGAAGUCACACGUCUGGCAGAACAGUUGGGGGUUCUCUACCAGAUCUAUCGGAGUAUGUAUAAUGGUACACGGAGACGACAAAGGAUUGGUCAUGCCUCCACGAGUAGCGUUGUACCAGGUUGUUGUCAUUCCAUGUGGCAUCACAGCUAAGACGUCUGACGAGGAUCGCAAGUUUAUAUCAGGCGAAUCUCAGAAGCUCGGCGAUAUGCUGAGGAUGGCAGAUCUGCGAGUUACCACCGAUACGAGGUCCAACUACACUCCUGGAUGGAAGUACAGUCACUGGGAGCAGAAAGGAGUGCCAGUGCGUAUCGAGGUCGGACCUAAGGAUCUCGAAAAGAAGUCUGUGAUGGCAGUUCGACGUGAUACCGGCGAAAAGAUAUCGCUCGAAAUCGACACACUCGCAGAGUCUCUUCACAAGCUGAUGGACACCAUUCACGACGACUUGUUUGCAAAAGCCAAGAAAGAGACGCUAGCUCACAAGCCUAUUGUCGAAUCAUGGGAAGAGUUCCUGACAACUUUGGAUGCCGGCAAUCUGUGCCAAAUGCCAUGGUGCGAAGAGGUCGCCUGCGAAGAGAGUAUAAAGAAGGAUAGUACCAGAUCUAUGGAUAUCGACGAUAAGGCGCCCUCCAUGGGUGCGAAGUCCCUGUGCAUUCCAUUGGUACAGCCAGCGGACGCGAAGGGCAAGGCCUGCGUAAAGUGCGGGAAGCCGGCGAAGAGCUACACAAUGUUUGGACGCAGUUACUAAGCUGAAUAGUAGAGGGACGGGUGUUUCUCUGCAAAAUAACUUGUGCGCCGCCGCAGAAUAACCUAGUUUGCGUCUUCUGUCUAGUCGGACUCUCUUUUAGAUAGAGCUCCGCACCUUUUUGAAUUUAGUUCCCGUCACAGACUUCGAUGGAUUGAACAUAUAAUGACAAUAGUGUAUAUAAAAGCUAGAAUAGUUGUAUUAAAAUUAAUGCCUGCUACGAAUUCAGCGCACGAGCAAGUGAG
Messenger RNA from Sphaeroforma arctica JP610, 1603 nucleotides. Its product is annotated as prolyl-tRNA synthetase. Lineage: Eukaryota; Ichthyosporea; Ichthyophonida. Gene Ontology annotation, cellular component: aminoacyl-tRNA synthetase multienzyme complex; cytoplasm. The transcript is spliced from 8 exons. Gene Ontology annotation, biological process: prolyl-tRNA aminoacylation. The record is from RefSeq and is a predicted model, not a curated record. Bases 81 to 1361 code for a protein of 426 amino acids. Gene Ontology annotation, molecular function: proline-tRNA ligase activity; ATP binding.